Molecule: messenger RNA, 1493 nt
Organism: Dermochelys coriacea (leatherback sea turtle)
Lineage: Eukaryota; Metazoa; Chordata; Testudines; Dermochelyidae
Gene: NOL12
Product: nucleolar protein 12
Exons: 6
Coding region: 284-919 (211 amino acids)
Cellular component (GO): nucleolus
Molecular function (GO): RNA binding
Source: RefSeq, a predicted model, not a curated record
UACUGUCGGUUACACUCCUUGAAGCUGAGGGCCACCUGGACAAGGUCUCCCCCACGCCCCGGCCCGAAUCCUUCCCGGAUGGGGCGUAGGGAAGCGACAUCCCUUCACCCCCGGCCGGCCAGCUCGGUCUGGAUCGCUCCCCCGGCCAGCGGAGCAACCGAGCCGAUCUGCAGGGGGCGCAGCGGCGAGGCAGCGUACCGGCCGCCGAGCGGAAAGAGCCGGGCGGAGCUUGUUCCCCGGAAGGAGCAGCGCUGCCGGGCCGGGGCCGGGGCCGGGGGCCGGGAUGGGCCGCAAGAAGAAGGGGGGUAGCGGCGCGCGGCUCCGGCGGGCGGUGAUCUUCGAUGAGGACAGUCGGCGGGAGUUCCUGACUGGGUUCCACAAGCGGAAAGUGGAGAGGCGGAAAGUGGCCGUGGAGGAGAUCAAGCGAAAAUUGAAAGAGGAGCAAAGAAAGAUGAAAGAGGAGCGGCACAAGGAGUACCUGAAAAUGCUGACAGAGAGAGAAGAAGCCCUAGAUGAGGCUGAUGAGUUGGAACAUUUGGUGACAUCUCGAACAGAAUCUGUGAGCAUUGAUCAUCCAAACCACACUGUAACAGUGACUACCGUCAGUGACCUGGACCUCUCAGGAGCACGCCAGUUAGGACUCAGUUCCUCUGGGGGAGGAGGUAGUGGAUCAGAAGAAAAGGAGACAUUGAGUGGAUUCACAAGUACAUUGCCCAAGAAGUCUGGAGAUCCCUUCCUGUCCCAGAGGAUCUCUUCACUCACUGCCUCGCUGCACGCACGCAGCCGGAAGAAGCCCAAGGGAAAGCAGCUCAGACGUGGUCAGGACCCACACAAGAAAAUCCAGAAACCUAGUGCUGGACGAACCAGCAAGUCCCAGCGCCGGAAACUGACUGGCAAAAGAGGGCACAACCAAGACUAAUAGACAAACUGAAGUGGAAAUUAUCUGCAGGGCCAGGCUCUGUAUUUGGCAAUAGUCUCUGCCUGACGUGAAUGCCCAGUUUGUUGUGGAUGGGACCUUGUUUGGAUUCUUGUUCAACAAGCUGUACAGCCAUGCUCAUCUAUUUCUUCUCCUGGUUGGGGCCAGUAAACGCUGGGCCAAUCAUUUUUCACUGUAAUUGCAUGCAGUGGAAGGUCUGUUACAGUCUCGGUUGGUGGGCUGUGAAUCGAGCCUGGACCUGCCUUUUCUGCAUAGGUCCCCCGUUCCCGGAAUUUCCUCUUCCCAUGGAAGCAGAAGAAAGCUAGUGUCUUCCCUUACAGAAAUGGAAGGGUUGGGUUUGGAGUGAAUGAUAUCGAGGGUUUACAAGAGGAGGGAAGGUUCCACUUCCACCCAUGCUCUGUUGCAUUGACUGUGCAUCCCUCCUUCCUCAAGAAAGCUGGCACCACUUUGAGUGUCUCGUGCUCUUUGUACAAAGCCACAUGCCUGUAUAUAGAUAACCGGGGUGAGAUUGGUAACUUCCCUGGUGUAAAUCUUUAUAAAUAUCACUUGUAAGAGC